Molecule: messenger RNA, 3368 nt
Organism: Cryptomeria japonica (Japanese cedar)
Lineage: Eukaryota; Viridiplantae; Streptophyta; Pinopsida; Cupressales; Cupressaceae
Product: ubiquitin-like domain-containing protein CIP73
Exons: 16
Coding region: 268-2946 (892 amino acids)
Cellular component (GO): BAT3 complex
Molecular function (GO): misfolded protein binding; polyubiquitin modification-dependent protein binding
Source: RefSeq, a predicted model, not a curated record
UGGUAAUCAUAAAAGUAAAAAGGAGAACUCGAGACGGACUCCAAAACAAGUCUCAUCCGCGUUUAUAUUUGGGAUUGUUCGGUACAAAUCCACAGGCUGCUCCUGUGAACCAUCUUCUUUCUCUCUGUCUCUCACUUCCUAUUUAGCUGCGGAUCGAUUUAUACAGUUCCAUCUUCUUCCGCAGGAGAAUUUUGAGUUUGUAGAACAUUUUGGAUUUCCUCUGAUAUUUUGCUGCGAUGUUCAGUAGACAGGAGGCAACACAAAAGGAUGGCUGACUGCAAGGGUAAUGAAAUCACUAUUUCAGAAAGAGAUCAGGGCGAAUGUUCUGAUCCAACUGUUGAGAUAAAGAUUAAAACAUUGGAUUCUCAGACAUAUACAAUUCGAGUCAACAAAUUUUUGCCUGUACCUGCACUAAAGGAGCAGAUUGCAACCGUUACUGGAGUUCUUUCAGAACAGCAGCGACUCAUUUGUCGGGGAAAGGUUUUGAAGGAUGACCAGCUUUUAUCAGCUUAUCAUGUUGAGGAUGGGCAUACGCUCCAUUUGGUGGUUCGGCAACCCCUUCAGCAACCUCCUUUGUCUACGAUAGGAACUGGUGGAAGUGAUGGCUAUGCUGAACAGCAAGGGUCCACUCGGAAUAGAAGUGGACAAGUUUCCCACAGUGUGGUGCUUGGGACCUUUAAUAUUACAGAUCAAGCUGAUGGGGCUAUUCCAGAUGUCAAUCGUUUUGUUUCUGCUGUGUUAAAUUCUAUCGGGAUUGGUAAUGUAUUGCCCAUAAGUCCUGGCGUAGGCAAUGGGUCAAAUGUGAUACUUCAAGGAACUGGUUUUGAAUCACAGCAAAGAACAACAAAUGCUACUGGCAGAGUAGAUGUAAAUCCAACACAAUCUGAUCAUGCAUCAGAUAUUCAGUCGGAUCCUAUUCAUGGUUCAUUUCGUUUGUCACCAACUUCGUUACUAAGGCCUCUUAAUCAAGCUACGGUUAUCUCUGAUUCGUUGACAACGUUGUCCUUGUAUUUGAACCGAAUGAGACAUGAAUUUUCAUUGAUCAGUCCUGAGAAUCAAUCCCAAGCUACUUCUCAAAGUAGUGAAGCAGAGGCUUUACGAAGUGCAUCUGUUUCACCUUUAAUCCCUGGAGGGUUGCCAACACCAGCAGCCUUGGGAGCAGUUAUCAGGCACACACAACAAUUUUUGAAUGACCAGGCUGGAUCUUCACUUUCACAACUUGCCAGGCAGCUGGAAGGAGAAUCAAGUGUAAUUGAUCCAAUGGUACGUGACGAGAUCCAGUCUUCUGCUAUGCGAAAUGGAAUUAUCAUGCAGAACUUGGGUGCAUUGUUGCUAGAGCUUGGUCGUACCACCAUGACAUUGCGUAUGGGACAGUCUCCUGCUGAAUCCGUAGUGAAUGCUGGUCCAGCAGUCUUUGUUUCCACAACUGGCCCUAACCCUCUGAUGGUUCAGGCCCUUCCUUUUCAGCCUGGCUCCAGUUUUGGUAGCAUUCCAAUUGGAGCUACUCAUCCAGGGACAGCGGGGCUGGCCACUACAGGAGAUUCAUUAAGAAACAUUGAAAUGCAUAUACACACAGUGGCUCCUGGUGCAGGUCUUGAGCAAAGAGAACGUGGUAGUGUGCAACAAGUGGAAGGGCAGGGAAAUCAAAUUGCAAGUCCUCAGGGAGGAGUCUUGGGUAGAGAAGGUGUUUCAUCUUUUAACUCAGAAAGUGGUGCUGUAAGGGUUGUUCCAGUUAGAAUUGCUGCUGUACCUGCAGCUAUUACUGGUGAGGCUCGAAGUGAGUCCUCCAGUAGUUCACAUGGUUUCUUUUAUCCACUACUUGCAAGAUUUCAGCAGCUAAAUCCUUUACAAUUAAGUCAAGUGAGAAAUCCCCCCCCAACUCUUUCUCCUGGAAACCUUACAAGUGGCACUGAUGCUGCCCAACAACAUUCCCUGCUAUCCAUUCCUUUAUCUGCUAUUAGAACUCAAGUGCAGGUGCAAACUUCACCACCAACGGAUAGAAACCAGGAAGACGUGGAACAUGCAAAUUCUUCAGUCCAUGCAACUUUGGUGGGUGAGACUCAACCUUCAGUGCAUGGGGUGCUGCAGAGCCAAGCUGGUUUAAUAACAGAGCAAGGUCUGUCCCAACAGAGACCAUCAAGUGUACAUGUUUAUAGCAUACACCUUGGUCCUCAUAACAUGCAAGGAGAUUAUGAGCAGAGCAAUGGUGGUAUAUCUGAUAGUGAAGGUAGCACUUUGGCACAACUGCCUCCUGGAGUUGGUCAGAUAUUUUCUGGUAUGAUGUCUGAAGGACAAGCAGGCAGUGGAACGGGUAAUAGUGUCGACUUAAUGUCUCAUAUCCAUCAUAACUCCACAACUACCAAUAUUUCAAGGCCAGCUGCAGACCAGACUCGAGCACCUAUUGCAAUAUCUGAUGUGGUUUUGCAGGCUUUGCAAAAUCCAUUUCCAAGCAGUCAGCUACAAAUGAGUGAACAGAUAGGAGAGAGAAGUCAAAAUCGGUCAGAGUUGUACUCAGGUUUACAUGGGGACAAUGCCACAGUAGAUUAUCUGGGACUACUGCAACGUUUGAUGCCUAAUUUACCACAUGUAGUUGGGAGGGAAUCUGAAGCAUCAGCUUCUCAUCAUGAGGUUGAGGGACAUCCUAAGGCCUCAAGUUCUGAGGGUCCAUCAUCAAGUUAUAGUGGGGAGGCACAACCUGGAACAUCAACUGAUAUGCAAUGUUCAUCUGCUAGGAAUGGAGCAGAAAUUCCAAGGAACCAGAAUGAUACAGAUAAUAGCACUGGUAAUGAAAACCUCCAAUCUGAUACUGAAAGGCAGCAUUCAGAUCGAUCUCAUGAUGCUUACUCUGGAGGUUCUCCUGCUUCCAAGCGUCGUAAGGAAUAUCUGGCAAAUUUACUUUCCCAGUCAUUGCUUCAACAUUUAUCUAAAAUCAUUCAGUUUCCAUGAUUCCUUACUUAUGGCAAGAUUAGAUCCUGCAUAUUCAGCUGACUAGCGCUCUCAGUAGGUCUGUUGUAUUUAGUUUGUACUAUAGGCAAUUAAGAUAUUGUUAUUCUUGUUAUAUUCCCUAGUCCCAGGUGACAAUUUUAGAGCUUACAGGAUGUUGAGAGAUCAUGGUGGUGUCAGGAAAUGCCUGAAAUUGAGGCAUUCAUAAUUUACUGUUUCUAUCGAUUCCAGUUUUCCUGAAAUGUUAGGUGAUUCAAGAUAUUCAUUUGUACUAUAAUGAAGCUUCAUGCUACAUGCUAGUUCAGUUUUGGUACAUGCAAUGAUUUGGUUGUGGGCCAGUAGUGGUACAUUUUCUUUGCAUUUGUAUUUGAAAAAAUCAGCAUACAGUUAACCAUCAUUAGAAUAUUCCUUUUUAGCACAUUUUA